AUGACUGCAGUGCGAGGCCCGCGUCUCCAGGUCGGGUCCGCGGCGUGGGUUGGCGAAGAGCGGGCGUCUGCACUGCAGAUUGUGAAGUCGGAAGUCGAGGAGUUCUCAUACUCUGCCCACAAUGAGAUCGAGUGGCUUAACGAGCACAUGGCUGCGAUUUUGAACGAGGGCGAAGUAAAUAUCACAGAAGUUUUCAAGACCCCAGGCAAACUUCGGGGCAAGACACCCCAUACAGCUCGAAAGGGUAACGCAGCAGAGGCGCGAAUGCCCUUAUCCGAUGUAUUCGCAGCGUCAUCUACCGAUUCGAGCAGCCAGCACUCGGACCAAUCCAGCCAUUCCCAGCCUCGUCAACUGCAUCAGGUCGCUCUAAAGGCGGUACCGUUGGUCACCAAGCCUGUUUCUCCCCAGCGACAUGUGUUCUCGCCGUCACGAUCACGCCCCCAUCGAGGCAUGCAGGAUUCUGGCUAUUAUGGGAGCCAGGAUCACAUCGCCACCGAUCCGAGCGAGAGUGUCGAGCCCGAAGAUUUCGCAAACCCUUACAGCGACAUAGUGCUACCACCCGGCGGCUCGUCCGUGAGGAGAAGCCCAGUUCGAAAAAUUGUGCCGGUGUCUCCAUCCAAGACCUUUCAACCACCGAAAGACGGCCCGACGACACGUACUCUACCAAAAGAUGUAUCAUCCGGCAUGGCACCGGAUGAGCCAGAAACAUCAGCUAAAGAAUUUGAUUCGGACGAAGCAUAUUCCGACGCGCCCGUGAUAUCACCAGUUCGGGAACCACUCAAUUCGGGCAAGAGCCUCGGUGCGAGACAGUCAAGGAACAGCCAUUUCGACACCGGCAAUAGCAGCAGAACCAGCUACUACCAGAGACAUACUGGCGGCAAAAGCCUUGGAAACCUCGCUAAGCGCGACUCUUUGCACGAGGAAAACGAGGGUGAAUCGAGACACAACGCAGAGGGCGUUUCCCCUGCCCAGGAAAUCGCCGAGAGUGACCGGCCGGGCGUUAACCAUACAAAGACAUAUACGCAAAGAUUACAAGACCAGAUCAGCAUGCUGAGCAAACCUCAAAGUGGCUUUGCGCAAACCAAAACAACCACCAAUGCAGCAGCGCUUCAGCAAGAGGUCAUCCAAGCACAGUCUAUCACGAGCCCGAAGCCAGCUCCUCUGGAGAAGGAGCCAGCUACUACGACGCCGCCACUGGCAAAAGACACUGCUACUGCAUCAAACGCCCUUCCCAUUUCCUUCACCAACUUGGCGGCCUUGCAAGAUGACUUGACUGACAACCCCUUUAAAUCACCUCCUCGGCGGGAAAGCCCUCUCAAACAAGUCAAGAGCAAGUUAUCGUCUAUUCUGAAGAGCUCUCGCGGCCUACUUGCCAGCAAUGCUGCUGUGAAUGUUGACGGAAAGGCUCUGAUGUCCCCCUCCACCACUCGUCUAGCCUUGCAUGCCGGAGCUUCUACGGAUUCCAUCGCCCUAAAGGCUCAGGAAUUUGAGCCUCAACCAACGGAACCCACGAGCCCCUCGAAGCCGAUAGCUCGUCGUACCAGGGCAUCUACAGAGCGCGAGAAGGAGCAAAAGCGCCGAGAGAAUGAAGUCAAGCGCAUGGAAGAGCAAAUGGACAAGCUUGACAAGGCACGUGAAAAGGAGCGCGAAAGGGCUCGGGCUUUCACUCAAGAGCAGGAGAAGGUGGCUACCAUGGAACAGGAGGUUGCCACCAAGAGACAAGACGAGAGACUGGCAUUCAAGGCAACUCCCAACCCCCCCAAGGCGGGCCCGUCCAGUCCCCGCAAGCCGAGAGCCGAUGAGGAAACGCAAUCCAGACAGGUUGACCGUGAUGUCGACAUGUCUGAUGCGCAGCCUCCCAUGCCUCCGCCUUCUUCUACCAAGUCUACUCUACCCGGCCCAGUGGCACGGGGCAAGGACAGCAAGCGACCGGUGAAGCCGAUCAAGGAUUCGGCUUCCAAAAUCAAGGCUCCCCCUACCGUCAUCAGGGUCAAUACUGGCUCACAGCAUUCGCAGUACCAGCCUGCUGGCAGCCGCGUCUCCACCGCGUCUCAUGAUACCUUGAAUUCUAACCAUUCGACGGCUUCCUCAAAGUCCGGCAAGUCCAUUUAUCAGGCCAAAUCAUCGGCACCGAACGUGAAAGCCCCUCCCUCUGCUGGUCGAUCAAAGGCGGCAGAAAUGGCGGCCAGGAAAAAGGAGCAGGACGAAAGGGAAUCGCAGCGGCGACGCGAAGCCAAGGCGGAAAUGGAAAGAAAGCGAAUAGCAGCUCAAGAGGAGCAACGAAAGCAAGACCAGCAACGCCGCCUUGAAAUAGAGCGGCAGCGGCAGCAGGAAGAAGAGAAGAAGAGUGCUCAGAGGCAGGCUGCCAUAGAGAAGGCCAAGCAGACGAGAGCUCCGCCUCCGGCAGUACGAUCACAGCAAAACGGCACGGCCGAGUCAGCAUUACCUCAGCCGAAGUCAGCAUCUUCCAGAGCCGACGGCCAGCCUGCUCGGCCGCCUUCUCGGUUAGCGAGUAUGCGCGACGAUCUGGGCAGGCCGGUCAAUACAGUUCUGUCAAACGCCGCCAAAGCAGGUGCCAAACGUACCUUUGGGCCGGAGACAAGCGAUGACACGUAUUCGAGGCCCCCGCCUACCCGAGGUGGGCCGGCAUACCAGACGAAGGAUUCUAAGCGGCGCCGGACCAGUGAGCACAACGAUGAGGUGUCGGAGGUGGACAGUGCCCCUAAGAUCAAGGGUCCGCCAGUGAGGCCGUCGACGGGGUUCAAGAAGGAUUUGCCAACGAAAUCUGCCUUCCAGAAUGGAUAUGCGGCUGCACCUCACAGCGCCUCCCGAGACUUGUUCAAGGCUGCCGUCACAUCUCAACAUCACAGCCAUGCUAAAGCGGCUCAUCCUCUUGAUAUGGCGCAGAUCUCUAAGGGCCCGAUUCCGUUUGCGCCCAGCUCCAGUGCCGCUGGUUCUUCUCACAAGACGCCGGCUCGUCCAGGACAGCUGGCCAGUGCCAAGGGGAGUGUGAGGAAGGCUUCGCCGCGGUUCCAAAACGGCGACUCGAUUGAACUACCCGAAAUCCAGACGGAUGAUGAUGAAGACGACGACGACGAGGGCGGAGGCAUGACCGUGGCUGCGUGGGCUGACUCUCCUGACUUGCGUCGGGCUCUCAUGAGGCAAGAGUCAAUGGAUCCGACACAGAUCUUUGGUCCACCGGCGCCCUUGAUCAUGGAGGAAGUUUUCAACAAGAGCAAAGACAAGUGGCACAAGUUCCGUCAGAGGACGUCCAGCGCCAACUGGAGUGGCCUGGAUCGUUUGACUGAGGAUGACAUCAGAAAAGAUAUGGCGGCUCGUGACAAGCUGCGGCGAGAUGGUGGCUGGUCUUAUGAGAUGAGCAAGGAUAUGCUAUAA
Trichoderma reesei QM6a is the source of this 3396-nucleotide messenger RNA. RefSeq lists its product as uncharacterized. Bases 1 to 3396 code for a protein of 1131 amino acids. The transcript has 6 exons. NCBI's taxonomy places the organism in Eukaryota, Fungi, Ascomycota, Sordariomycetes, Hypocreales, Hypocreaceae. The record is from RefSeq and is a predicted model, not a curated record.